AUGGACAAAUUAGGUCUUCCUCUGAGAAUGUUUGAGGCGGGUUCAGAACCAUCAGGGCGGAAACGGGUUAAUAACUACUUCAACCUACGGUGGAUUGACAUCAUAAAGAGUGCACUAGAGGAAGAAGACUUGGAAAUGUUGAAUGAGUCGCAGUUCCGGAGAGUUUUGCAGAUGGGUUCGCAUACUUUUUCAGUAAUGUUCCUCCAUUACUGCCUCUCACGUCAGUUGCUAACUGCAAAGGAGUAUGAACUUUGGUGGAUCUUCGUUGGAAAGCCGAUACGCUAUGCCAUACAAGACUUUGCUCUGGUCACCGGACUGAACUGUGGCGACGGCGUUGGGUUAACUGGAGAAGCCGCCGAGAAAGGUAUUGGGCGAGGGAAGGCAUCCGGUAAAGGCAAAUCAUCUAUGUCAAUAUGGGAUGAUUUAUUUCGUGGGGAGGAGAAGCCCACACCUGGAUGGAUCAUGGAGCGGCUUGUGAAGGGUAAAAAAUACAAGGAUCGGUUAACCCGUUUGCGGCUUUCGUUGUUGGUAUUGGUGGAAGGGAUUCUGUGUCCAACUUGUGGGACAACAAAAAUCAGACCCGAAAUAGUGAGCAUGCUUGGUGAUCUUGACGCUUUCAUGAAGUAUCCAUGGGGCAGGGAGUCAUUUAUACUGACUGUUAGAAGUACAAAAGCAAGAUCUGCUGUUAAUUAUGUGAAGGAUACAAUGGCCAUUCAAGGAUUUACCCAUGCGAUGGUAUUGGUUACUGUGACUGCAUGUCCUUCUAUCAUUAUUAAGACUGGCGGUGCGGAUCCUCUAGCAGAUUCCACCCUGUCGAGCGAAGAAAUUAUCAGCAGGGUUGUUGAUAGAAAGGUGGUGGUCAACAUUGUCUCGGCCAAGACGGUUGAUCAACUGGGACAGGCAUAUGUACGGUCUUUGAUUAGCACAGAUGAAGAGGGUGAGGAUCUUUAUCGUGGGUUGGGAGAUAAGGAAGAUACGAGUGUUGAUACCAUGGUUGCUUUGAUUGACGAUGAUUACCCAUUUGAGCAUAAUACUUGGUCAGGUGGUGUGAAAGCGGAUGAGGUUAAACUGAAGAAGGGUCAUGCACAAACUUCGGAGUCAAGUGAUGAAAAUGUUCCCGAGCCGGUUGAAAAGGAUAACGCUCAUCAUGGUGGCGUAGAGAGUGGUGGUUACCCUGGAGAUCCGAGAGGGAAAUCGUCAGCUAACCCCUCGGGUGCCCCGCAUGGUGGUGAGAGUUUCCAUUUUGAUGUCCAAACAUUACUUAGGCGUGCAGCUGACGCAUACGAGGAGAAGGUUAUUGCAAUGUAUGAGGGCUAUAUUCUGAGUUUGAAGGGCCAUUUUAAUUCUGAAGUGGGAGGCCUUCGAACCGACUUACAAGCAGCUACAUCCGCGAUUGCCCAUUUGGAAAGUAAGGUCACAGGGGAGUUUGAUAAGAUCAAUCAGUUACUGAAGUCUCGGCUUAGAGGUGCGGAUAUGGGACCAACGUAUGGGUUCAGUCCUGAGAGACAUUCGUCACCAUUCCCAGGUCAGAAUGAUGAUUUCAACAAUUCAGAGGUUAAUCCCGAUCGACCCACUACACAUACUGGUGCUCCUGAUGGUAUGGGUACCCAUACAAAGUUCGUUUCAACACAGCGAGAUGGAGAGGAUGUUGCAGGAACAGGGACCGCCUCGGUUGGUUUGGGUCAGAAUCUGGAUGAAGGAGAAAGGGGUGGAGGACUAUCUCCGGGUAAACAGACCGACUCAACUGAUGGAGUCGAAUUUAGAGCUGAGACAGGGGGUGAGCAUAGGGGAGAUGCUCACAUUGGACAUGACCCCAUAAACAUGGAGAAUCCCUCGCCUUCGGUAAACGUCGCAUCCCCUGACAAUGCUGAUGCCGCCAAUCCUCCAUCUCGUGUUGAUGUGGACCAAGUGAAUGUAUCAUCGGAAUGCCGCAUUGAUGACCCAUUGUCUGGCGUUGUUAAUAAAAUUCUAUCAGAAGCCGGCGUUGAUAAAGAUCCACUCCGACCCUCUACUGGCUCUGGAACUGAUGUACCUCAGACAUCAGCAGAUGUCAUUCCGGAGAAACUGGGUCUUGAUGGUGUGCAUGACGAUCGCGGUGAGGCUGCUGUUGGGAAGAAGGGUGAGGAUGUGGAUGAAGAUGAUGUUACAAUUACUAAAGUUCAGGUUGGACGAGGGAACACUGAUGCAGCCGGUGGUCAAGCAGAUGGUGGCAGACGUUUCAGUAGACGUACGCAUACAAGUACCAAACGCUACACUCCUCCUACACCCACCGUCCGUAAGAAAGAGGGAAACAAGAAAGUGCCACGUCAAAUGGAUGAUAAUGUUCCACCUCUUAAACGGGUUAAAAAGGUGUCGGUUGAGCCAAGUAACCCAAAGCCUCGCCUCAAGAAAAACCCACAUUUAUAG
Brassica napus (rape) is the source of this 2406-nucleotide messenger RNA. RefSeq lists its product as uncharacterized. NCBI's taxonomy places the organism in Eukaryota, Viridiplantae, Streptophyta, Magnoliopsida, Brassicales, Brassicaceae. The coding region runs from base 1 to 2406 and encodes 801 amino acids. The transcript has 7 exons. The record is from RefSeq and is a predicted model, not a curated record.